AUGGGUCCGUUCCUGCAACCGGACUAUGCAGGCCAUGACAAGCUCUUAGGCCCAGCCUUCUCCUUCUUGAUCGAACAUCCAUCAAAGAAAUCGAUCCUCUUCGACUUAGCAAUCCGGAAAGACUGGGAUGCCUUACCGAGCUACAAGAAAUGGGUAGAGUUAGGCUGGGGAAUCCACGUCGAAAAGGACGUGGCAACGAUACUCAAGGAAAACGGAGUAGAUGUAGACGGCGGAGCUAUCAAUGCUAUCAUCCUCUCUCAUCACCACUGGGAUCAUAUGGGCAACCCUCAGACAUUCCCAGGUUCCACAGACUUGGUCGUUGGACCUGGCUUUUUGCAAGCAUAUACCCCUGGCUAUCCCAAGAACCAGGACUCGACAUUACUAGAGACAGAUUUCGAAGGCCGUGAGACCAGUGAGAUCAAGUUUGACGAAAACGGGUUGAAGAUCGGACGCUUCCAUGCCUACGAUUACUUUGGAGACGGGAGUUUCUAUCUUCUUGACACGCCGGGGCACAGUAUAGGUCACAUGUGUGGUCUCGCUAGGACUUCAACUAGUCCAGACACUUUCAUAUUCAUGGGAGGAGACGCCUCGCACCACGGUGGCGAGUUCAGACCUACCGAAUACCUGCCAGUGCCGAAGGAGCUCAACCCGGCGGCGCCGAAACGACGAGGCCACAACAUCUGCCCUGGGCAUCUGCUGCAGGACAUCAACCCUCACGGUUCUGCCACAAAACCAUUCUACUACGUCACAUCGCUGUUGUCGCACGACAAAGAAGUCGCUGACUGGACAAUUGAGGGAUUGGGAGAAUUCGACGCACAAGAUAACGUCCUGCUGUUGCUGGCUCACGACGAUGCUGUAGUUGAUCCGCCGCAAUUCGACUUCUAUCCAAAUUCGCUAAAUGACUGGCAUCAGCAAGGUGUCGGCAAGAAAGUCAAAUGGCUCUUCCUGGGUGAUUUGGAGGGUGCUGUCCAAGCAAAGCAAGGUGGCAAGGAGGCUUUCACCUGGGGCAAGUAUCCCUGA
Recurvomyces mirabilis is the source of this 1020-nucleotide messenger RNA. RefSeq lists its product as uncharacterized. NCBI's taxonomy places the organism in Eukaryota, Fungi, Ascomycota, Dothideomycetes, Mycosphaerellales, Teratosphaeriaceae. The coding region runs from base 1 to 1020 and encodes 339 amino acids. The transcript is spliced from 2 exons. The record is from RefSeq and is a predicted model, not a curated record.